AUGGCUACCUCGGUUAUCGGCGAUGUGUUUUUCUCACCUGCGCACCCCACUAACCUCACUUGCUCCGCUUGCAGCGUCGCCAGUGCUACCUCGGAUCUCAAAACAGAUGAAUCCUCCAAACUGAAUAUGACCAACCACUCCGCCAUGAACGGUCACACCAGCUCUCCUGCAAAUGCCAACGGCACGACCACCGCAGCCUCUCCUCCCAAGUCACCGGCCUCUGCGGCUCCACAAACUGAAACCCCUGCUCCGUCGGCCCCAGCCGAGCCCGCUUGCUCUAAUCAAUCCACUGCGCCGCAAGAGACGCAGGCCUCAGAGAAGGCGGAACGGGCGACUCCCAUCGUCCCAAGUGCGUCCCCUGAGAACAGCAUCUCUCACACUCCUCGACCUGCUCCUGCCUCCUCUUCCGGAGGCAUCGCCUCUGGACCAUUCGACGGCUCCGCGGAUUCAUCGGAUAAGAUGGCUGUCGAUGGUCCCCAGGGUACUACAGGGGUCAAGACUGAGCUUCCUCACCACCCGAGUACCGAACCUGGCACCCCCAGCCUACCUGCACUCCAGACUGACCACGAAAUGAAAGACGCACCCAGCGCGCCCCUUUCUCCCUCGAAGGUUUCCCGCGAACGCGAGAUGGAUCCGGCUGAGGAGCCGGCUGCCAAACGCACGAAGGUUGAACCUGAGGACGGCACUGUGGAUUUCAAGCAGCCCGAGUUGCCUACCCCGGCUGCUGAGACUCCGGGCCCCGCUGCUCAAGUUGGAGAAUCCAGCAUCACCAAGAUGCAGCACAAGUUUCUCGUGAAGUGCCUAACCAGUUUGAAGCGCAUGCAUGAUGCACGCUUCUACAAGGUUCCCGUGGAUCCGAUCACGUUGAACAUCCCCAAUUAUCAUAACGUUAUUACCAGACCCAUGGAUUUGGGUACCAUGGAGAAGAAGCUGAAGGCCAACGAGUAUCCAUCCCCACAGGCUGUUAAAGCUGACUUUGCUCUGAUGGUGGACAAUGCGAAUAAAUUCAACGGUCCCGAUCACGUGGUUUCACAAGAGGGGCGUAAACUGCAGGCCACCUUUGAAAAGCAAAUGCUGAACAUGCCAAGGCCCGACGAGGUGGAAGAAAAGAAGCCCAAGAAGAUGACAGAAAAGACUUCAGCAGCCCGUCGGGAGCCACGCACUUCCACUGGCGGCCUGCCUGUCCCUGCGGCUGCUCCCGCUCCCGUUCAGCCGCCGGCUCCAGCACCCAAGGCGACAUCGCCCCAGAGCACUACCUUCGCCCUGGGUCCUGAGGGCCUACCGGUCAUUCGCCGCGACUCGUCCAACCCCGAUGGACGCCCUAAGCGGUCCAUUCACCCCCCCAAGCGCGACAUGCCGUACUCCACUAAGCCCAAGAAAAAGAAGUACCAGUGGGAACUGCGCUUCUGCCAGGACGUCCUGGAGGAGCUUCACAAGCCGAAGCAUCAAAUGAUUGCGUUGCCUUUCUACUACCCUGUCGACCCGGUGGCUCUCAACAUCCCUACCUAUCACAGCGUGAUCAAGAAGCCCAUGGAUCUGUCAACCAUCAAGUCAAAGCUCACGACUGGUCAGUAUGAGAACUCUAAGGAGUUUGAAGUUGACAUCCGCCUGAUGUUCAAGAAUUGCUACCGAUUUAACCUUCCCGGUGACCCCACUUACCUGGCUGGACAGAGCCUGGAGGCAACCUUCGAUGAGAAGUGGCAGCAGAAGGCCGCCUACCUGGAGAAACAUGAGCCGCACCCCGAACAUAACAGUGAUUCCUCUGAGGAUGAUAGCGAUGAGGAUGUUGAUGAGAGUGAUGAUGACGACGCCAGACUCAGCCAACUCCAGAAGCAGAUUGCGGAGAUGUCUCGCCAGGUGGAAAUGAUUACCCAGAAUAAGAAGAAGACCCCUCCGGCUAAGAAGGCCAAGUCGAAGUCAACCGGCAAGAAGGAUCCGAAGAAGAGCAGCAGCGGCAAGAAGGAUAAGAAGAGCAAGAGCUUCUCCGGCAAGCCUGAAAAGCGCAACAUAACCUACCAUGAGAAGCAGAUCAUUUCGAACGGCAUUAGCAGUCUCCCAGACAAAAAGAUGCAGGAGGCUCUCGGCAUCAUCCAGAAGAAUGUUCCGGCUUUGAAGGGUACCCAAGAGGCCGAGAUUGAACUGGACAUUGACGAGCUGCCGAACGAUGUCCUGCUGUUGCUGCUCAAAUUUGUGAAGAAAAAUUGCCCCAACAUCAUGGAUGAUGAGGAUGAUGCCCCUGUCAGCAGCGUGGCUGCCCCGAAGCCGAAGAAAAACAAGCCCAUGAGCAAGUACGAGCAAGAAGCUCAAAUCAAUAUGCUUGAAAGCAAUCUCUCUCGCUUCCAGGGUGGCGGGGGCUCCCCUGUCCCAAUGCCUUCUGUCGAGGCCAAUGAAACCAGCGAGGACGAAUCAGAUGAUGACUCGGAGGAGAGCGAAGAAGAGUAA
This is a messenger RNA of Penicillium macrosclerotiorum, 2442 nucleotides long. Its product is annotated as putative transcription regulator BDF1. The record is from RefSeq and is a predicted model, not a curated record. The transcript has 2 exons. NCBI's taxonomy places the organism in Eukaryota, Fungi, Ascomycota, Eurotiomycetes, Eurotiales, Aspergillaceae. Gene Ontology annotation, biological process: regulation of DNA-templated transcription; chromatin remodeling. Gene Ontology annotation, cellular component: nucleus; chromatin. The coding region runs from base 1 to 2442 and encodes 813 amino acids.